CUGCCAUUGGAUAAAUUCGCUUCCUUGUUUCUUCUCACGCUCAGAGAAUUUCUUUUUAUUUAUAGUUGAAUUUUAGUACAAUGGAUUCAACUUUACGUGAACAAGUUAUGAUAAAUCAAUUCGUGUUAGCAGCAGGUUGUGCUCAGGAACAAGCAAGACAAUUAUUACAAGCUGCUCAUUGGCAAUUCGAGACUGCUCUGUCAAUAUUUUUUCAAGAAGUUGCCAUACCUGCUGGAGCCAAUGGAAUUGCUGCACCACAUUAUCGUCAGCAACUGAUGACACCAUGUAACACUCCAGCUACGCCACCGAAUUUUCCUGAUGCUCUAGCCGCGUUCUCGCGGCUAUCGACGACGGGUAGCCCAAGCAACACCGGCGGCAGCUGCAUCGGCACUACUGCUCCGCCCGUGUCGCCGCUUGCUACCCAUCCACCCCCGCCGCCUCCACCUCAUAUGCAAAUGAACAAUUAUCCUGGCUCUCCGAACUCACAGACAAAUUAUACGCCGCUGUCCUGCUCAACCGCGAUCUGCAGUGAACACAUGCCAAGAUAAAUGGAAAAUGUUAGUUUAGGAGCAUCUAUAAUUUAUUUUUAUAAUGGUGCGCAAUGUGAGCUGUGGAAUUGUGUAUGAAAAAUGUAUAAAUAUUUCACGAAACACCCCACUUUGAAGGCAAAUUGCUGGACAAUAUUUGGGGUGCUGUAGUCAAUCAUGUUAAAUAUAUUAUAGAUUAUUGUAUCUAUUUCUAUGUAUACAGCAGUUUCAAGGAAUAAUGCACAAUAUACUUACUAGUUUUAGGUUAUCAGAAUUAGAAAAUUUCUACAAUUUUGAUACCCUGAAAAUAAUUUGUGAGCAAAAUAGAUAUGUGAUUGUAUAAAAAAUCAAACUAAAGUUAAUAUUGAAACUACUUUUUUUAAUUGUUAAUUGUCAUACUUUUUUAUGACUGUGAAUUAAAAUCAACCUAGCUAUUGUAUAAACACAGGUUUAUCAUAUUCAAUGUAUAUUAUAAUUAAUAUUU
Molecule: messenger RNA, 1011 nt
Organism: Achroia grisella
Lineage: Eukaryota; Metazoa; Arthropoda; Insecta; Lepidoptera; Pyralidae
Product: UBA-like domain-containing protein 1
Exons: 4
Coding region: 81-548 (155 amino acids)
Molecular function (GO): protein binding
Source: RefSeq, a predicted model, not a curated record